AUGGCCACCCCCAGUGUCCUGUCUUUUGACGCUGAGGGUCGCGCCAUUGACUUUCCAGUCUGGAUUGAGGACCUGCAGCUGUACUUACUGUGCGAUGCGAUCGAUGAGGUUUUUCUCUUUGACUUUGUCUCUGGAGCUGUCCCUGCCCCUCCUGCUGAUGCUGACCCUACUUGCAAGACCGCUCAGGCCUUGUACGACGCUGUAGUUACACGCUACUCCUCCCCUUCCUCCGCUACGCUGAGCCGCCUCAUGCUACCGUUUCUCUUCCUUGACCUCGCUGCCUUUCCCACUGUCGCUGACCUCGUUACCCACCUCCGCGCUAGUGACGCUCGCUACCGCGCUGCCCUUCCUGCUGAGUUCUGCGCCGCAAACCCUCCUCCCAUGUACAUCACUCUUUACUUUCUCGUCACCCGUCUCCCUGAGUCCCUUCGUGUCGUUAGGGACCAGUUUCUCUCUGUCUGUCCCACCACCCUCACUGUCGACCUCCUUGAGGAGUCCCUGCUAGCGGCUGAGAAGAGCAUCGUCGCUGUAGGGGCCUCUCGGGGUGACCCUUGCACCCCCAUCUUUGAGGGGUGUUCUCCUUCCCCCCUGCUGCCCUCUGUCGCCUCUGCCGCUGCGGCCGACCUCGCUGGUUUUGAGUCGGUCGGUGCGGCGUCUGCCCCCAGCGGUAGACGCCGCUCUGGCAAGGGCAAAGGGGGCAAGGGAGCGGGUGGAGCUAGAGGGGGCAGUGGCGGAGGAGGUGGGGGUGGCGGAGGGAGUGGGGGUGGCGGUGGAGGUGGUGGCGGGAGUGGAGGUACUGGUGGAGGCGGUGGAGGCGGAGGUGGCGGCGGAGGCGGUGGCGGAGGAGGCGGGGGCGAGGGCACCGGUGGGGGCGGUGGCGGUGGAGACGGGGGUGGCGUUGGAGGCGGGAGUGGCGGUGGCGGCGGAGGUCGGAGUGGCUCGUCCCAGCGGAGCAGCUCUGGGGGUGGCCAGCGCCAGCAGCAGCAGCAGCAGCAGCAGCAGCGCUCUCGCACCGUCCCCGCCCCUUAG
Molecule: messenger RNA, 1029 nt
Organism: Closterium sp. NIES-65
Lineage: Eukaryota; Viridiplantae; Streptophyta; Zygnematophyceae; Desmidiales; Closteriaceae
Source: the annotation of a GenBank genome assembly